This is a messenger RNA of Lutra lutra (Eurasian river otter), 2560 nucleotides long. RefSeq names its product translation initiation factor IF-2-like. The coding region runs from base 1362 to 2498 and encodes 378 amino acids. The record is from RefSeq and is a predicted model, not a curated record. Lineage: Eukaryota; Metazoa; Chordata; Mammalia; Carnivora; Mustelidae. The transcript is spliced from 2 exons.
GCUCGCCCGGGCUCCCCGGCUAACGCCUGACGGUACGCGGCCGCCUGCGCCCCGGCCCCUGUGGCGUCCCCGCAGGGGCCCGCCGUGGCCGGCACUUAGGGGCGCCACUGGGUUCCCCUGGGCCCGACUCGCGACCCGCGCUCCGGCGCUGCAGGGGUGGCGCCCCCGGGCGGACGCGGACACGUGCGGGGCCGGGCUGCUCGGACGCUGAGGUCUCGGGGGGAGGGGGGACGCGGCCGCUCGCAGCGGGAAGCCGGCGGUCCGGUCGGCCUCGCCCCGGCGCAGCGCCCGCGGGUCGCACGUGACCUGGGAAGCGGAUUCCCGCAGCCCCCGGACCAGGCCGUCGCGAGCGCGGUCAGGACCGUGGGACAGUGAACGGCCAAACGCCGGAGGAGGGGCCGCCCUGUCCCCCCGCGGGCGCUGAGCCGCGGCCGAUCGCGCGAGGACCCCCCCCGCGGCACGACCCCUCUGGGGGCAGGCGGCCCAGCGCGCGCAGAAGCUGAGGGGCCUCGAGCCCCUCCGGACAGGGCUGCGGCUUCUCCUGCACUCAGAGUGGGCAGGGGGUCCUUUGAGCCCCGGCCUCCCCCUGUUCCGCGAACGUAUUCCACGUAGCGUCCAGCACAAGGAGUCCAGCCGGGCCGGCCGGAUGGCAUCGGGCGAGAGCAGAUGCCAGGCCUCGGCUCUGUGCUGUGCGGGGCGCGGGCUGGCCUCUGAGCCCGGCCGUGUGCGGGCACUCCGGCUCUCCCGCACCGGGCAGCGCCAGGCCCACCACCCUACUGCGGCGCCGGGCGUCAGGCCCAUGCGGCCCAAGCAGGGCGUGGGUGAGUCCCAGGCACAGGCAAAGAGCCUAAGAGGCCAGAUCCCGGAGAACUUACCUGGAAACCCUAAAGCAUGGCCUUUUCUUCAUAAAAACGUUUCACUCAUGACCAAAAUCGGGCAGAAGAUAGGAAAACAGUCCAGAAAAAACGCCCAUCCGCGCCACAGCCUGUUCCCGCCCUGCCGGCUUGGCUCACCUUCCCUCAUGGGCCUCGUCUCGCUGGGACAGCGCUGGUGGGCUCACACCCGUCCCCUCCCUGCCUGCGUGGACAUGAGCCCUCCCCAGCCCCCAGCCCCCUCCACCCAAGCAGAUUUUGUGCUCCUCGUAAGCAGUGCUGUGGGGUGUCUGUGAGACACGCACACGCACCCUCCUCUUCCUCCUCAGCACGGCUGGAUUUGCUCACUGAGACCUUCUAUUCGCCGCGGCUGCCGCGUCCUCCGCGUCCUCGAUGGUGCAAACCACAGAGGGAAUUCUGCAUGGCAUCUCCUGCUGAGGACCUGAGGCUGUUGCAGGGGUGAACCUCGUGUUUGUGGGCCCCCCGCACAUGGGCAAACCCCACGAAGACCCCCGGGGUACGUCUGGGGCUGCAGAGGCCGCACACCCUCCACGCCCCGGGAGAGCCAAGCGGGGUGGCUGUGGUCACUCUCUGACUCGGCCAUGCUGGGUGCCGCAGGCUCCUGGGAGGCGAGGGCCGCCGCCAGGCCCCGGCUGCUGCCAGUGUGGACGGGACACACUUGGGCGGGGGUCGGAAGGGAAGUGUCCCCACAAGGACAGACAGCCGAAGGGGACAGAGCAUUGGGACGAGCCCGAGACGGCAGCCGCGGCGCCCGGGAAGCAGCCUGAGAGCUCUUCUCUCCAGCCGCCUGUCCUGCGCGCCUGCACAGAGGCCGAGGGCCUCCAGACAGAGGGCCCCCCCCCACCCCGAGAGUCCCCCGUGGGGAGCCGUGGGGAGCAGGGAGAGGAGGCGGUCGUCCCUGCUGGGCCCCGUGCGGGAGGCAUCUGGAGGGGAGCCCACCCUCUGGGACCUGGCUGCAGACCUCACAGGCCCAGAUGCACAGCCCUAGGCGGGGGACAGGGAGAGGGCACGGGGGUGAACCCACAGUGUGGGAUCAGGUGGGGCACCGGGGAGUGGCUGGGCCACGGGCCAGGGAAGCAGGGGGGGGCGGCUGUAGCCCGACCCUCAUACAGAACUGAAGGCUGGGGGUCCUUGCCAUUCAGCUCUUUCAAGACAGCCUUCCGUUGUCUUCCUGCUCCCAUCAUUUCUGCGGAAAAAUUCUGUGUUACCUCUUUCUGUUGCACCCAGAGAAUAAGAUACCAGUUUUCCUGGAUGCUUUUAAAUUUUGACUUUCAGGAGUUUUAUGAGGAUGUUCCUAGGUGUAUUUCCUUUGUACUUAUGCCAAUUAAAAUUCAUAGACUGUCUUUAAUCUACGAUUUUUGUCUUUCAUCUUUUUUAAAAAUUCGUUCAAAUAUCGUUCAAAUAUUGCUUCUGCGCCAUCGUCUGGGAGCCCUCUGCUCUGGGUCAGGGCGACACCCAGGCCCCAUUAGCAGCGGGCACCAUCCCUCCCGCACGCAGCUCUCUAUCUGUAGUCCCCGUCGCCCCCGCCCUGCCCCUGGGUAUUUUCUACUCACCCAGGCUCCGCUUCACAAAUCCUCUUUUCUGCUCUCCAGAACCUGUGGUUGAAACCAUCUACUCGGGGGAGGCCUGGGUGGCUCAGUGGGUUAAAGCCUCUGCCUUCGGCUCAG